AUGGAGAUAAAUAAACCACUAUUAUGUCAGAUAGAAGAAAUGAUGGAUUUGUGCAAUGAGCUAAAGGACAUGGAUAAGCUAAAGAGUGAAUAUGUUAGAAUGUUUGAAAAUUCAUAUUUUGAGAACAAAAAUCUAGCUCAAUAUAUAAAGAAUGAAGUGAAAGAAUUGAAACCGACAUUUACGGAUACACCAAUAAUAAAAAUAGAUAAUUAG
Molecule: messenger RNA, 213 nt
Organism: Dentiscutata erythropus
Lineage: Eukaryota; Fungi; Glomeromycota; Glomeromycetes; Diversisporales; Gigasporaceae
Source: the annotation of a GenBank genome assembly